Messenger RNA from Metarhizium acridum CQMa 102, 1530 nucleotides. RefSeq lists its product as uncharacterized. The record is from RefSeq and is a predicted model, not a curated record. Lineage: Eukaryota; Fungi; Ascomycota; Sordariomycetes; Hypocreales; Clavicipitaceae.
AUGGACUACGACCUGGUUAUGGAGGACGAGUUUGACGCCCUCUGUUUGGAUGUCAGGCGGGAUCAUGACUCGGCUUCAAAGACCAAAUAUCCUGCCAAGCUCCACGCCCGCAAAGUGGUCAAGGAGCUCGGCGUCGAUGAUGGCCUCAUUUACCUCCCUGGCCAACCCGACAUCUCGCUGGAGAAUUCCGACCAGCCGCGACUGUUCCGUCAGCGACGAUACUUCUUCUACAUAACGGGUGCCGACUUUGAGGACUGCGCCGCGACAUAUGAAGUCAAGCACGACAAGCUCACACUAUGGGUCCCGUAUGUCGAGCCUCGCCAGGUCCUCUGGUUCGGCUCUAAGCCGUCGGCUGCCGAGUGCAAGCGCCGCUACGAUGUCGAUGAGGUGAGAUACACGACGCAGCUGAGCAGCUUCUUGCGCAGGUUCGCCGCGCAGCCCGAGCCGCCAGUCGUGUACAUUCUUCACCCGGACCAGGCGCCGGACCUGGGUCAUGGAAGCCAGUCCCAGCUGCGUCUCGACUCCUCCCUCCUGCUGCCGGCCAUGGACCGCGCCCGUGUUGUCAAGUCCGACUACGAAGUCGCCAUGGUGCGCCGCGCCAACGACAUCUCGAGCGCCGCCCAUCGCAGGGUUGCGGAGCGCAUCUUGCGUCUCACCAACGAGCGGGAGAUUGAGGCCAUUAUCCAGGCGGUGUGCAUUGCCAACGGCUCACGAUCCCAGGCGUAUCCCAUCAUUGCCGGGUCGGGGGCCAACGGCGCGACCCUGCACUACGGCGCCAACAACGCCCCCCUCGGGGGCAAGCAGUGCGUCGUCAUUGACGCCGGCUGUGAAUGGAACUGCUACGCGAGUGACAUCACGCGCACGCUGCCGCUCUCGGGCUCGUGGACGCCGAAAGCGGCCGCCAUCCACGCCAUUGUCCAGCGCAUGCAGCAAGAGUGCAUCGCCAAGGUUGGGCCGGGAACGGCCUGGCGCGACAUUCACCUUCACGCGGCUUCGCUCGGCAUGGAGGGCCUGCUCGGGCUCGGCAUUCUUAAGGGCCGCCGUGAAGAUGUUGCUCGCGCCGGCACCGUCGCUGCCUUCUUCCCGCACGGCCUCGGCCAUCACGUUGGAUUGGAGGUCCACGAUGUCUCCGGUACGCUGGCCCUUUCCGCCGCCGAGGGACACGGCACGCAGCUCGACUUUGGAAAGAGGGCCAUGGUGACGCCCUCGAUGCUCGCCGACAUGACCCGUUCGGCUUCAUCCCCAGACGCUGCGGGUGUUCAGGAGAGGAAGACGCAGCUCCUGCUGCCAAACAUGAUUGUGACCGUUGAACCUGGAAUCUAUUUCUGCCGCGAAUACUUAGAGGGUUACUUCCGCAGUGACCCUGCUCACGCCGACUUUAUUGACUGGGAUCUGCUCGAGGAAUACUACGAUGUUGGUGGUGUGCGUAUCGAGGAUUGCAUCCUUGUCACUGAGGAUGGAUAUGAGAACUUGACAGUUGCGCCCAAGGGUGACGAACUACUCGACGUUAUUAAUAAAGGGGAGAAAUAG